Molecule: messenger RNA, 2096 nt
Organism: Puma concolor (puma)
Lineage: Eukaryota; Metazoa; Chordata; Mammalia; Carnivora; Felidae
Gene: USP14
Product: ubiquitin specific peptidase 14
Biological process (GO): regulation of proteasomal protein catabolic process; protein deubiquitination; proteasome-mediated ubiquitin-dependent protein catabolic process
Molecular function (GO): proteasome binding; cysteine-type deubiquitinase activity; protein binding
Source: RefSeq, a predicted model, not a curated record
UUCCCUUCGACGCCCUUGCCAGGCCCAGCCUUCCUGCGCCGCCGCCGCCGCCCUUUGUGCCGCCAUGCCGCUUUAUUCAGUUACUGUGAAAUGGGGAAAGGAGAAGUUUGAAGGUGUAGAAUUGAACACUGAUGAACCUCCAAUGGUGUUCAAGGCUCAGCUUUUUGCACUGACUGGAGUCCAGCCGGCCAGACAGAAAGUUAUGGUGAAAGGAGGAACGUUGAAGGAUGAUGAUUGGGGAAACAUCAAAAUAAAAAAUGGAAUGACUCUACUAAUGAUGGGGUCAGCAGAUGCUCUUCCUGAGGAGCCCUCAGCUAAGACUGUCUUUGUAGAAGACAUGACUGAAGAACAGUUAGCAUCUGCGAUGGAAUUGCCAUGUGGAUUGACAAACCUUGGUAACACUUGUUACAUGAAUGCCACAGUUCAGUGUAUUCGUUCCGUGCCUGAACUCAAAGAUGCCCUUAAAAGGUAUGCAGGUGCCUUGAGAGCUUCAGGGGAAAUGGCUUCAGCACAGUACAUUACUGCAGCCCUUAGAGAUUUGUUUGAUUCCAUGGAUAAAACGUCUUCUAGUAUUCCACCUAUUAUCCUACUGCAGUUUUUACACAUGGCUUUCCCACAGUUUGCGGAGAAGGGUGAACAAGGACAGUAUCUUCAACAGGAUGCUAAUGAAUGUUGGAUACAAAUGAUGCGAGUAUUGCAACAGAAAUUGGAAGCUAUAGAAGACGAUUCUGUUAAAGAGACAGAUUCUUCAUCUGCAUCAGCAGUGACACCUUCUAAAAAGAAAAGCUUAAUUGAUCAGUUCUUUGGAGUUGAGUUUGAAACUACCAUGAAAUGUACAGAAUCUGAAGAAGAAGAAGUCACUAAAGGGAAGGAAAAUCAGCUUCAGCUUAGCUGUUUUAUCAAUCAAGAAGUCAAGUAUCUUUUUACAGGACUUAAAUUGCGACUUCAGGAAGAAAUCACCAAACAGUCUCCGACAUUGCAAAGAAAUGCUUUAUACAUCAAAUCUUCUAAGAUCAGCCGACUACCUGCUUACUUGACUAUUCAGAUGGUUCGAUUUUUUUAUAAAGAGAAGGAAUCUGUGAAUGCUAAAGUUCUUAAGGAUGUUAAAUUUCCUCUUAUGUUGGACGUGUACGAACUAUGUACACCAGAACUUCAGGAGAAAAUGGUCUCUUUUCGAUCAAAAUUCAAGGAUCUAGAAGAUAAAAAAGUGAAUCAGCAGCCAAAGACAAGUGACAAAAAGAGUAGUCCCCAGAAAGAAGUUAAAUAUGAACCUUUUUCUUUUGCUGAUGAUAUUGGCUCCAAUAAUUGUGGAUACUAUGAUUUGCAAGCAGUGUUAACACAUCAGGGAAGGUCUAGCUCUUCAGGCCAUUAUGUAUCAUGGGUAAAAAGGAAACAAGAUGAGUGGAUUAAGUUUGAUGAUGAUAAGGUCAGCAUCGUGACACCAGAGGAUAUCUUGCGGCUUUCUGGUGGUGGAGACUGGCAUAUAGCAUAUGUAUUACUGUAUGGGCCUCGCAGAGUUGAAAUAAUGGAAGAGGAAAGUGAACAGUAAUUUUAGCUAUUUAUGUUUAGGUGUGAAAUAAAUGUUAUUUGUUGAUCAUUUCAAUAAUCCAGAGCUUUAGCAGAAGCUAUUUAGGUGGUUUUAUGUGUAUCCCCUCGUGUGGAACAAAAGAGGGUGGAAGCAGACCACUCUGUGGAUCAACCUAAAAAAAAUUACAGAAUAAAGAAAAUUGCCUUUGGACUGUGCUCCCCUGUAUAAAGGUUGCAGGAAGAUAUUUUUUAAAAGCUUAUUUCUUGCAUUAAUUUUUAAAAAUUCUCAUCUGAAAAUGCCUUUCAACCAUUACCUUCUGUGAUAAAUUUUUCUCCCUUUUUCAGCCCAGGAUUCAGCAAUCAGAUGUUUAUUGCACACCUAUUACUCUUUGUUGUUGUUCUUGCAUGGUUCAAACCACCGGUGAUUCAUAGCUGCCCAUCCUUUGCCUUAUCUAACAAAAAUUUUACCAGGAAGGUAGAAAGGAAGUAAGUGUUUUUCUCAUUGUGUUACUCAGUGCUGCUGCCCACAUCCCAUGGAAACAUGGGUACAAUCAAGUAUUUGUCCAGCC